AGUCUCCAUCUGUUGGAUCUGCCUUGGGAAGAUGUGUUGGUCCCUCAUGUCCUGUCCUAUUUACCACUACGACGCAUCAUAAAUCUGCAGAGGGUCAGCAAAGCUUUUCAGUCCUUAGUGCAGCUCUAUCUGGCCAACUGUCGAAGCUUUGACUCCACACAGCUUGGCUCACAAUUACCGAAAAAUUCUUUUUGCAGUAUGCUAAAACACAAUUCAGUAUUACAAAGACUUGACUUACGAAGCUGUUCUGAUUGGUUAACGGACAAGGAGCUUCUUCCUGUCAUUGGACAGAACCAUCAUCUUCUUCAUAUCAAUCUUAACAGUUGCGUGCAGCUGAGCCGGCAGUCCCUGGUGGCCAUAUCAAUCAGUUGCCCUCACUUACAGAAAAUUUGGCUUGGUCACUGUGAAUGGGUAGACUGCCUUUCCCUUCGCAGCCUAGCAGAUCACUGUAAAUAUUUGGAGGCCGUGGAUCUGACAGCAUGUCGUCAGCUAAAGGAUGAUGCAGUAUGUUAUUUGGUGCAAAAGAGCAAACGGAUGAAAUGUCUUUCAGUAGCUGUCAAUGCAAACAUUACUGAUAUAGCUGUAGAAGAAACUGCUAAGAACUGCCGAGAUCUGGAGCAUCUUGAUUUAACAGGAUGUCUGCGGGUGAAGAAUGAAUCUAUUAGAACUUUAGCGGAGUACUGUACAAAACUGAAAUCCCUCAAAGUGAAGCACUGCCACAAUGUGACAGAAUCCAGUCUAGGAAACCUGCGGAAGAGAGAUGUAACAUUAGACGUGGAGCCUCCAUUACAACGAGCAUUGGUUCUCUUACAGGACGUUGUUGGAUUUGCACCGUUUAUUAACCUUCAAAUAUAG
This is a messenger RNA of Staurois parvus, 855 nucleotides long. Lineage: Eukaryota; Metazoa; Chordata; Amphibia; Anura; Ranidae. The record is from the annotation of a GenBank genome assembly.